GAUAAAAACAGGUUCACUGCUCCUUGGCCACUCAUAUAGAAUCCACCUCUGCUUCUUUGCCUCUACCUUCCCUCCAUCUCUUAUCUCCAAAUGGAAGUUUCAGGUGCCAGAGCCGCGGUCUAUGUGGGUUUGGUUAGCAUAGUGAUUGCGUUGGCAUGGAGGGUGUUGAACUGGGUUUGGUUCAGGCCAAAGAGACUAGAAAGGUUCCUGAGACAACAAGGUCUUUCUGGCAAUUCGUAUCGAUUUCUAUUUGGAGACUUGAAGGAUAGCUCCACGAUGACGAAGGAAGCAAAAUCAAAACCCAUGAAUCUCUCACAUGAUAUAACUCCACGUGUCCUCCCAUAUCUCCAUCACACGGUCAAUACUUUUGGUAAGAAUUGUUUUAUAUGGGAUGGCCCCAAUCCAAGGACGAUCAUUACGAAUCCAGAAGAUGUUAAGGAUGUCUUCGCCAAAUAUGACGACUUCCAAAGGCCCAAUUCAAAUCCACUUGUACAGUUGCUAGCAACAGGUCUUUCAAGUUACGAGGAUGAGAAAUGGGCCAAACACCGCAGGAUUAUCAACCCAGCAUUCCACAUUGAGAGGUUGAAGAAAAUGGUACCAGCGUUUGAUGCAUGUUGCAGCGAGAUGAUUAGUAAAUGGGAGGUUUUGGUGUCAAAAGAAGGGUCAUGUGAGUUGGAUAUAUGGCCUUAUCUACAAAAUUUGUCAGCUGAUGUGAUCUCCAGAGCAGCCUUUGGGAGUAGCUACCAAGAAGGACGAAAAAUAUUCCAACUGCUAACAGAGCAAGCUCAACAUGUAAUGAAACUUCUUCAGACUGUUUACAUUCCAGGAUGGAGGUUUCUGCCUACAAAGAUGAACAAGAGGAUGAAGGAAAUUGACAAGGAAAUAAAAGCUUCACUCGAGGACAUAAUCAACGAAAGAAAGAAAGCGAUGAAAAUGGGAGAUGGAACUAAAGAUGACUUAUUAGGCAUACUUUUGGAGUCCAACUUUAAAGAAAUCCAACAACAUGGAAACAAGAAGAGUGUUGGAAUGAGUACUGAAGAUGUGAUCGAGGAAUGUAAGCUAUUCUACUUUGCAGGCCAAGAUACCACAUCAGUGCUGCUUGUUUGGACCAUGGUUUUAUUAAGUAUGUAUCCAAAUUGGCAACACCGUGCAAGAGAAGAGGCUUUGCAAGCUUUUGGUAACAAGAAGCCUGACUUUGAUGGCUUAACCCACCUUAAAGUUGUUACAAUGAUUUUGAAUGAGGUGCUUAGGUUAUAUCCACCGGUGCUUACAUCUGAUCGAAAGGUUCACAAGAAAACACAACUGGGAAAGUUGACAAUACCAGCUGGAGGGCAUAUCUCCUUACCAACAGCGCUUUUUCAUCAUGACAAAGAACUGUGGGGUGCAGAUGCAACCGAGUUCAAUCCAGAAAGGUUUUCUGAAGGAGUUUCAAAGGCUACGAACGGUCGAGUUUGUUUUUUCCCUUUUGGCGGGGGACCCCGGAUUUGCAUUGGACAAAACUUUUCCUUGGUGGAAGCAAAAAUGGCUUUGUCAAUGAUUCUACAGAACUUCACAUUUGAGUUAUCCCCAUCCUAUGCUCAUGCUCCUCAUAGUGUCAUUUUUCUUAAACCACAAUUUGGAGCUCAUAUUAUUUUACACAAACGUAAUUAAUACUAAAAAAUUACGAAUAACAAAUAUAUUUAUAUAUGUACUAUUCAGAUACAUGUUUGUAUCAAUUAAAACAUAUGGAUUUUGGAUGUAAUUGUUAUUAUAUAUAUAUAUAUAUGUGCAUAUAUUUAUAAAA
Messenger RNA from Ziziphus jujuba (common jujube), 1783 nucleotides. RefSeq names its product cytochrome P450 CYP72A219. The transcript has 5 exons. Bases 91 to 1650 code for a protein of 519 amino acids. The record is from RefSeq and is a predicted model, not a curated record. Lineage: Eukaryota; Viridiplantae; Streptophyta; Magnoliopsida; Rosales; Rhamnaceae. Gene Ontology annotation, molecular function: heme binding; oxidoreductase activity, acting on paired donors, with incorporation or reduction of molecular oxygen; iron ion binding.